This is a messenger RNA of Anolis carolinensis (green anole), 7144 nucleotides long. RefSeq names its product estradiol 17-beta-dehydrogenase 11. The record is from RefSeq and is a predicted model, not a curated record. Bases 1286 to 2134 code for a protein of 282 amino acids. Gene Ontology annotation, molecular function: oxidoreductase activity, acting on the CH-OH group of donors, NAD or NADP as acceptor. NCBI's taxonomy places the organism in Eukaryota, Metazoa, Chordata, Lepidosauria, Squamata, Anolidae. The transcript has 8 exons.
AGAAAGUCAGUUCAUUCCCCAUUAGUCAAAUAUUUUUAGCUUUGUCUGACCUUAACAUCCUUGUGGUGGAGAUACAACUUGUAAGCUCUAUCAAUAACAGUUUCCAAACAGUUUCCAAAAGGUUGAAGAUUGCUCCCAGUGACAAAAAGCAGUAGAAAAGAAUGCAUCCUGCAGUUAAUUUCUUUGGGAUAUCAAUAAGGUAGGAGUGGCACAUCACAAAUGCAUCUGAGUAAUGUGUACAACAAUGGAAUCCAAAGUUGCAGUGCAUCCUCAACACUAGCUAGAAAAUAAAUUUACAAUAGAAAGGAAUGGCCAAGCCAUUCAUAAAUGUGCUCCCCAAAUAAGGGAACCAAUGCUUGUUAAUUCUUGAUAAUCCCAAAGUGUGCUGUGUUAAACCCCAAACAUGACAUUCAUGCCACAACAUCAUUCACAAGAAGCUGUCUGGCAAGUCCUUAAGUAAGGUUUCUUCUCGACCAACUUUGUAGCCCUCUGGAUCAAAGCUUCUUAAAGUUGGGGUCACAUAAGUGAGUAGUUGGAAUUGUGAAGUUUCCCCCCCAAAAAAGCAUUUGGAGAAAGCAGAGGAAUGGGUCUGCUGGUUGUGAAAAGGAAAAAGUGGUGCAUUUGUGAUACGUGAUUUCAGCUCUGCAGAAUCGUGGGUUCAGGGUCCCAGCAUGCUUAGGCUCUGAAGGAUCAAAUUUAGACACAAGAGGCAUGAAGGAUCAGAGGUUUAUUCAACGGCCAAAAGGGUCUUUUGGAAAGAUAGCACUCUUAAAUCAGACAUAAAGUAACGGAUUCAUACAGAGAAAUUAUAAAGAACUGACAGGAAUUUUUUAAAAAGGACCUUUGCUGCUCCAGGCGUUGAUUUCUUAUGAUUUGCACCCUAAUUGGUGGAGACAUGGCGACUGCUGUUGCAGGUGAUUGAUUCCCUGGCCUGGCAGGAAAUGUAAUAAAUCGUCAUUUCUCAGUUUGAAGCUUGUGGCUAUUUUCCGUGUCUGCCUUCUUUGUGUGCAUAGGGAAAGUUUUGGAAAUGGCAACCUUCAUUACACCUUCUCUAGCAAUGUUUGUCUAUUAUCUUGUUGCUUACUGUUUCCUGUAUGCAUGUUCUGGUGUGCAGCUUCCUUUACGCUAUGGUUUCUUGGAAGUUAUGUUUUUCUCUCUCUUCUUUUGACUAUGUGACCUGUUGAAGGCUGUUUUGUUACAAGAGAGAUGCCCUGGCUAUCUGACACAUUGAACCAUCUCAAAGAUAUUUGAAACUGUACCUGUGUAUGCUGAACACAUUAAAGUUAUGAAGGCCUUGGUCAAGCUUUUCAUUUCUGCAAAGAAAAAAUCUAUCCGUGGAGAACUUGUCCUCAUCACUGGAUCCGGCCAUGGACUUGGGAGAGCCACCGCUUAUGAAUUUGCAAAGCAUCAGUGCAACUUAGUUCUGUGGGAUAUUAAUAAGGAUGGUGUUGAGGAAACAGCUGAAGAAUGCAGGAGACUGGGAGCCACGGCACAUGCAUUUGUGGUGGACUGUAGCAAGAGGAAAGAUAUCUACAAAACUGCUGAGAAGGUCAAAGAAGAGAUUGGUGAUGUGAGCAUUUUGAUGAAUAACGCUGGUGUGGUAGCUCCGAUAGAUGUGGUGUCCACCGAUGACCAUGAUAUUCAAAAAAUAUUUGAAGUCAACAUUAUAGCUCAUCACUGGACAACAAAAGCCUUUGUGCCGACCAUGAUGAGAAAUAACCAUGGUCACGUUAUCACAGUGGCCUCUACUGGAGGCCAUAUAGUGAUACCUUUUGUUGUGCCUUAUUGCUCAUCUAAAUUUGCUGCUGUCGGGUUUCACAGAGCUUUGACAGCUGAGCUGACUGCAUUGGGGAAGCAUGGAGUUAAAACAUCAUGCGUCUGUCCUAUGUUUAUAAAAAGCGGUUUUGUCAAAAAUCCAUCUUCACGGAUCAUGCCACCUAUGGAGCCAGAGUAUGUUGCAAAACAAGUAAUGAAGGGUAUAUUAACCAAUGAGAGAAUGAUUUUCAUUCCACCACUUCUGAAAUUCAUUUUAAUGCUGGAUAGAUUGCUUCCAGAUCGGGCAGCUGCAGCUCUCUGGGGACUACAUGAAAUUAAAUUUGAUUAUGUUAUCGGCUACAAGGAUGAGGAAAACUAAGGAAAUGGAUUUGUCUAUACAGUUUUUAUUUUAGCCUUCAAUAUGUUCAUAUUUUAAAUAAGGAUAAAAUUGAACCCAAAGCAGGUUGUACUGGAUUACAAUUCCCAUUGCCCCCCCCUCUCAAUGGGCAGUUGUAUGAUUUCUCAGGUCUGAAAAAACUGGAGGGCACCAAAUUUGAGAAUAAUCAAAACAAUUAAGAAAUGUCCUAUCCAUGAAACUCUUAGAAAAUAACCUCCCACACACUGUAUAUAUUUGUAGAAUGGAAAUUUCAGUUUUUCUUAAAACUGUGAUAAUGCCCUAUCUCUUACUUUAAUAAUUGUGAUCCACAUAUUGUUUUUCUCUCUUAACAGAGACAUUAUGAGUUUCUUUUUUCUCUUUUUCAAAGAAAACCUCUAAUUCAAUCGCUUUAGAGCAGAGUUGGAAAUUUUGUGAUCCAUUGUUAUUGAUGUUAUUGUCUAGAGAUCAAGGAAAGUAAUAUUCUCACUAUUGUCUAGAAUACUUUGCCUAGUUCAAAUACCACAAUUCAGGGACAAACUGGAACAUGUCUAGAGGAGAGUGUCCAAAAUGGUUAAAGGUCUGGAAACCAUGUCCUUAUGAGAAACGGCUUAGGAAGCUAAGUAAUUUAGUCUGUCAAAGAGAAGGUUAAGCGAUGACGUGAUUACCAUGCUUAAACAUUGGAAACAAUGUCAUGCUGACGAUGCAACUGGCUUGCUUUCUGCUGCUCCAGAGGCUAGGGUCCCAUUUAACUGUAUUGAGCUGGAUUAUAUGGCAUUGUAGACUGUGGUCUCUUCCAAUUCUAUGAUUCUAUGAAUUGCAACUCCCACCAUUUCCCAUCAUUGGUUAUGCUUGUUAAAACUGCUGAAUCCAAAAAGAUCCAGAAGGCCACUUGAUUCCCACCUGUGUUUUAGGGAAAAAAAUGUAAGGUAUUCCAGAGUGCUAUACCAAGCCUUCUUAAAUUGUGGGUCCCAACCUCAUGUGCAGUCCUCUUAGCUCAAUGUUGGAGUCACCAAAAAAUCUGAUAAGAACAACAUGCAGUGUUUACAAUUGACUCUGCCGAAAAUGCUCCAUUUAUACUUUAUUAUAAGAGGAAAAAUCAGCCUAUUUAGCAAACCUUGCAAAUGCUGAUUUAUUAUCAGUAAAUAUUUGAUUUUAUACUUAUUUUAUAUACCUAUAUAACUGGGGUUGUGUAAAAAUUACUUGGCCAGAAAAGGGUAAUGAAUGGAAAAAGUUUAAGAUGCCCUGUUCUAGAUGAGAGCUUAGAUGCCCUAGAAAGAUUUCUUGCAGCUUUUUCAUCAAUGUAUUGAAUGAUGUAGUAAAGUCCAGUAAAUAAACACAACUGUAAAAUAAAUGUUUAUGUUGUACAUUGUGGCAGUAAUGUCAUGACAAAAAUGCAUGCAACGAUACCUAGCUUCCUGCAUUCCUCAGCUGCCUUUUCCACACAUUGCUGUGAAGGAAAAUGCAUGGAAACCACAGAUAUGAUGUUGGCAUGGAGAUGGCAUACAUGCAGAAGUUUUGUACAGAAACCACACUUUCCUGUUCAUCAUCACUGACAUUUUAAGCAGUCGCGUAGUGAUAAUAUGUAAAUAUUGGAGUCCUGGGGAUAGCCAAGAUUAAUUAUCUUAGAGCCCUUCCACAUUGUCCCUUUAUCCCAGAAUCUGAUCCCAGAUUAUGUGUUUAUCCCAAGUUAUGUGGCAGUGGGGACUCAUAUAUUCCAGUUUAAAGCAGAUAAUCUAGGAUCAGAUCCUGGGAUAAAAGGCAAUGUGAAAGGGCCCUCAAUGAACCUAGCUGGAUAUAAUGUUGACUGUUUCAGCUUAGAUGGUGCUGUUUUUAGCCAGUCUCAAUGAACAACCAUUCUGUCUCCAUAAAGCAGGCAGCAGCAAACUCUUCUCAGCCACUGGAAGCAAGGUUUAUCUCCCACGCUGUGGAAAAAAACAUUCAGACCCACUCAGAAACUCUGCCAUGCUUCUGGAUCCUGGCUAUUCUUUUGCAUAUCAUCCUGCCUGUGUUGUCACACUUGCAUAUUUAUUUAUUUAGGGAAUUUUUAUAUCGCCUUUCUCGCAAUGGAUCCAAGGCGGCUCACAACAGAAAUAAAAUAUGCAAAGUAACAUAAAACCAUAAAACCAUAAGCUAAAACAGACCACAAAGUUGUGUAAUGCUCCAUAGAAUCAUCCAUCUUGUAAACACUUAAAUAAAAUUACAUUAAAAUCCCGCUAAGAUUCCCACGUGCCCAUAAAGUGCUAGGACUCAGUUAAAAUUCAAUUAAAGGCUGUUUCAAACAGGAAGGUCUUUACUCCUUUUCUAAAUGACAGAAGGGUAGGAACUGAUCUGAUUUCUUCUGGGAGUGCGUUCCAAAGCUUUGGAGCCACCCAAAUAUCUCUCCAAAUGUAGAUUGUUGAUUAUUUAUUGAAUUUCUAUCUCACCUUUCUCCCAAAGCCAGCUUAUUUAUACUGCAUUGAUAUUUAAAGUACACUGGGAGGGAUGUUGGAGUGAAACCUACACACAAACACGGCCUUUAUUGGCAUACAACAACAGAAUCACAACCCAGGUAUAUACAACAAGACGAUAUCACAGAUAAGAAGAAAACAUACUUAAAAAUUAUUAAUCUCAAGGAUAAAAUUUGCAAGUUUUACAAAAAAAAUACAUCAGAAUUGUUCAGAAGAUAUGGAAUUUUAUAACGCCCUUGCCACUGAGAGUGCAGCCUAAAAGCAGAUCGAUCAGGGCAGAGAAGUUCACUCUGUUUGAAGAAAUGAGUUUAUUCGGCAUUCCUGGAAAAUACAUAAAGAUUCUCAGAAGCAAAAGAAAGCAGAAAGUAGAAGUUUCUGGGAUUAGUCAAUGGCAGAACAGAACAAAGCCAUGUUUUGGAAACUUAUAGCAGUUGAAAGUAUAUAGGAAUUAAAUUGCUAGGGUGGUUUUAAUCCCUCCCAGAGAUUAGGUGUUGAAUUUAAGCAUGAUUUUGGCAAAUCUUCAAACAAAGCUUUAUGAUUCAUCAUCUUUCAAAACAGGUUUCACCAUAAUAGCAAAGAACACCCCCAAAUGAUGUGAUGAUAGCUAAAAUAAAUGUGAUUAACCUCUGAGAUUUUAAAAGUGAUUUUGAAUAAUAGACCUGUAAACAUUUCAAACUUUAUGUACUUAUGAAUGAAACUGGAUUCUUAUUUUCAGGUUGGUUAUUUUUGGAGAUGACAAUAGUUAAAAUCUUCUGUACUAUAUAGACUUAUUAGCUUUCUGAAUACAGCCUCUAAAAUGUACUUUGAAUAUAUAUUGCAUGAAUGAAGAGACUGGGAGGAGGGAGAGAAUAUUCUUACCAAUGAAGCAUGAAUAAGCAGAUUUUUUUAAGGUUCAAAGUACAACAGACUAUUUAUUUUGGUGAAGCUAGAAGCGAUUUUCAUUUGGCAGAGAAGGCUAAAAACCUUACAAAACUACAACCCCCAUAAUUUCACAUUUAGUCAUAGCAGUUAAAGUGGCGUCAAACUGAAUUAUUUGUACUUUGUAGAUACACCUGAUGUUAGAUAUUUUUGCAUUAGCUUGGCAAUUUGAUUUUGGUAAUAGGUCUUCUUUAUUUGCUUCUUCCUUAUAUAACACUUGGAAAUCCAUCUUCCACUGAUCUUACCCUGGAAGGUGUGCAGACCAGACCAAUUCAAUUCCUAUUUAGACACCCAUGCUGACUGAAUUUGGUAGUUUUAAGUAGAAGUAGUUUGGGGAUCUAGGUCUACCAUUAGCUAUGAAGAGAUGUUGGACCCUUCAGUGAAAAUACUGGAUGCAUCUUUGUCAUUUAUCAUCUGCUGCAUAAUUUACCACAAAUAAAACACAGCAGUGAUGUAUCAGUAAUGGGCACUGAAGGCCUGGAGCUAUACACAGUUCUGGCCCAUAAAUAUUCAAGACAACAAGCAUUCACUAGUUGUUUAAUGACUUAACUGCAAAUUUCUCCAUUUUCUAUAAAUCAGACAUUCUCCAGAUUGUCACGUUAAAUACCUCAUAGAGAAUAUUAAAAAAGAUUCUCCAACUGGAAUUAUUUUUCUCUAUGCUCCUAUUUGAUCUCCAAAAUGAAAGCCAAGCAAUAAUUACAUUUUUUUAUUGUGUCAGAAGCGACUUGAGAACAUACUGCAAGUUGCUUCUAGUGUGAGGGAAUUGGCCGUCUAUGGAGACGUUGCCUAGGGGACGACUGGAUGAGUUACCAUCCUGCUGGGAGGCUUCUCUCAUGUACCUGCAAGCUAGAGCUGACAGAUGGGAGCUCAUUCCAUCUCGAGGAUUCGAACCGGCAACCUUCAGGUCAGCAAAUCAACCUUUAGUUCAGCAGUCCAGCCGGCACAAGGGUUUAACCCAUUGUGCCACCUCAAUGGGCAUUUGUCGGGGAGGCAAAUAAUUACAUAAAGGAAAAGCAAACAUUUACCAUUGUUGUUUCUCUCAGUUACUACAAACAAUAGAGAACACAGAGCUCUGCCAGUUUUAAUAGUAAUGUCAUAAAUGGGCUUCAUUGCUACAGCAUGCUCCUAAUUUUGUACUUUCCAACUGUUCCAAUUUGGCAGUGUAAUCUCAAGUAAUCUUCUCUCUCUCAUUGCCUCUUUAAACUGCUUUUCGAAUGCACAUUUUCUCUUCUUCCCCUUUCUGUCCUCAGAUUACUUCAAUUGCUUCAAGCUAAGUGUAAAGUGAAAAAAUAUUUUGCACUCAUUUCAUUCUGUGAGAGCAGGGAAUGGGGCAGAAUCUUGCCCUUUCUUGUAGGUUCAGGGUAAAGCAAACUGCUGUAACCUCUCCCAGCUUGGCUGUUCUUCAGUUCAAUAACUUUUAUUAUUUUCAGCAUAUUCUAAUGUUAAUUGGCUUUGUAUUCUGGCUUUGUAUUCAGUUUUGGCUAGAGCUUUGCAGGCAAAAUUUAAUCACUGCUCCCCACCCAUUUAACAUCACAACAUCUACCUCUUCCUUGAAUCCAACUGAUAAAUGCAAAAGGAAAAAAAAUACUGUUAAGCAAUAUUGCCUGAUGAAGUUCCAACAGGCUGCCAAACCACAAUAGCAUUCCCU